AUGGCCAUGAAGCCGGUGCUCGUGUUCUUCGCCUGUGCACUUUUAGUUGCCACACAGAUUUCAUCGCUUGUAGAGGCUACUGAGACAGAGGAAAACCCCCCAGCCAAGGCCCCCACUCACGCACCCAAGAAGCCCUAUGUCUACCCCCCAAAGAAGGCUCCUGUGCAUGACUACGUUCCAAUAUGCGAAGAAUACUGCAAAAAGCAUGACAAGAAGAAGCCAAUAUACAACAAGAUCAGGCCAUGCAUGAAGGCAUGCACUGCCUGCGGUAAAAAAUGCGAAUGUGUGCCUGUUGGACCCAAUAAAUGCAACAACUGGGACUUCGUGAUAAUUCAUGGUACAAGGUUCGACUGCCCCGUUUGA
This is a messenger RNA of Ilex paraguariensis (yerba mate), 363 nucleotides long. The record is from the annotation of a GenBank genome assembly. NCBI's taxonomy places the organism in Eukaryota, Viridiplantae, Streptophyta, Magnoliopsida, Aquifoliales, Aquifoliaceae.